This is a messenger RNA of Amblyraja radiata (thorny skate), 1392 nucleotides long. Its product is annotated as zinc finger protein 239-like. Gene Ontology annotation, biological process: regulation of transcription by RNA polymerase II. The transcript has 2 exons. The record is from RefSeq and is a predicted model, not a curated record. Lineage: Eukaryota; Metazoa; Chordata; Chondrichthyes; Rajiformes; Rajidae. Bases 178 to 1299 code for a protein of 373 amino acids. Gene Ontology annotation, molecular function: DNA-binding transcription factor activity; RNA polymerase II cis-regulatory region sequence-specific DNA binding.
CCUGGUCGCCGGUCACGUGGGGCGGGGCCGGUGCGUUGUCGCCGCCGUCGGGACGAGGCCUCCGGUCAACGCCGGGGAGGAGCUCAGGGUUCGUGUGGUUUAGACGGUGGCGGAGAAAUAGCGGUGAGAUCGUCCCGGUGAGCGCCGGCGUGCGGAGGUCGGCUAUCCGCUGCCGGGAUGGAGGCGGAGGACGGAGAGCAAGUGGCGGAUGACGGAGAGCGAGUGGCGGAGGACGGAGAGCGAGUGUCGGAGGGCGAGGACCAACCGGCCGUAGCCGGGAGCGAGGAGCAGUCGGCCGCAGGCGUGCUGGAGGUGGCGGGCGGGGAGAGUGACGGCGCGGCGGCGGAGGCCCACAUCUGCUCGGUGUGCGGUCGCAGCUUCGAGCAGCCGGAGGAGCUGGAGGCCCACGCGGAGGAGCACGGCGGCGAGGUGCGGUACGAGUGCGAGGUGUGCGGCGAGUGGUGGCUGUACCCCCGGCUGCUGGAGGCCCACCGCCGUAUCCACACCGGCGAGACUCCCUACGCCUGCACCCUGUGCGGCAAGGGCUUCACCCGCUCUGGCAACCUGCUGGCGCACCAGCGGGUACACACCGGCGAGCGCCCCUUCCCCUGCCCGCAGUGCGGCAAGGCAUUCAAGACCUCGCAGCACCUGAAGGAGCACUGGCGGGCACGUCGCUGCGCCGGCCCCGGCCCCGUCCUGCCCGCCCGCAUCACCCACCGCUGCACCGACUGCGGCAAGGACUUCCGCAGCGCCGACGAGCUGGAGGACCACCGCGGCGCCCACACCGGCGAGCGGCCCUUCGCCUGCCCCGUCUGCGGCAAAGCCUUCCCGCAGGCGUCCGGCCUCCGGCGACACCGUAUCGUCCACACCGGCGAGAAGCCCUUCACCUGCUCCGUCUGCGGCAAGAGCUACAGCCAGUCGUCCAGCCUGGUGGCCCACCUCACCGUCCACACCGGCGAGUGCCCCUAUUCCUGCCCCGACUGCGGCAAGGGCUUCACCCGCCUCUCCCACCUCAGCCAGCACCGGCGGGUGCACACCGGCGAGAGACCCUUUGUCUGCGCCCAGUGCGGCAAAGGCUUCACCCACUCGUCCAGCCUCCUGCGGCACGGGCGCGUCCACUCCGGGGAACGUCCCUUCGCCUGCCCCCUCUGUGGCCUGGAGUUCUCACAGUCCUCCCACCUUCGCCGCCAUCUGCCCGCCCACACCGGCACCAAGCCCUUCGUCUGCUCCGAGUGCGGCAAGGGCUUCACCGAAUCCUCCAACCUGCUGAGGCACCGGCAGAUCCACACCCGCGACUGAUCCCAUCCCUUAUCCUCCCCUCACCUACCCUACCAUCUCCUCCCCUCCCCGAUCCUCCCCUCCCCUCACCUACCAUCCCCUCCCUGAUCCUCC